Messenger RNA from Aethalodelphis obliquidens (Pacific white-sided dolphin), 1508 nucleotides. RefSeq names its product ALX homeobox 1 (gene ALX1). Gene Ontology annotation, molecular function: DNA-binding transcription activator activity, RNA polymerase II-specific; RNA polymerase II transcription regulatory region sequence-specific DNA binding. The record is from RefSeq and is a predicted model, not a curated record. Gene Ontology annotation, biological process: negative regulation of DNA-templated transcription; embryonic skeletal system morphogenesis; positive regulation of transcription by RNA polymerase II. The coding region runs from base 217 to 1197 and encodes 326 amino acids. The transcript is spliced from 4 exons. NCBI's taxonomy places the organism in Eukaryota, Metazoa, Chordata, Mammalia, Artiodactyla, Delphinidae.
GGAGCCCAGCUGAGUUUCAAGAUAUAAAAGCAACUUCGGGUGCCCCCUUUCCAGCCGGGACGUCUUAAAGGGCUCGGAGCCGGGCAGCUCCCCGCGCCGCAGCGCCUGCUUCCCCUUCGCUCCUCUCUGGCCCUCCCUCCUCCCGCCCCCUCGCUCCCUCCCCCAGCGCGCUCCAGCCUCCGAGCUCCAGUAGCUCCGAGACAGCUUUCCAGGAUUAUGGAGUUUCUGAGCGAGAAGUUUGCCCUCAAGAGCCCACCGAGUAAAAACAGUAACUUUUACAUGGGCGCAGGAGGCGCGUUGGAGCACGUUAUGGAGACGCUGGACAAUGAGUCCUUUUACAGCAAAGCGUCGGCGGGCAAAUGCGUGCAGGCCUUCGGGCCCCUGCCCCGCGCCGAGCAUCACGUGCGCCUGGAGAGGACCUCGCCCUGUCAGGACGGCAGCGUGAACUAUGGGAUCACUAAAGUAGAAGGACAGCCUCUUCACACCGAACUAAAUAGAGCUAUGGACAACUGUAACAGUCUCCGGAUGUCUCCCGUGAAAGGGAUGCCAGAGAAGGGAGAACUGGAUGAACUUGGGGAUAAAUGUGACAGCAACGUAUCCAGCAGUAAGAAGCGGAGACACCGAACCACCUUUACCAGCUUGCAGCUGGAGGAGCUGGAAAAGGUCUUUCAGAAAACCCAUUACCCGGAUGUAUAUGUCAGAGAACAGCUUGCUCUGAGGACUGAGCUGACUGAGGCCAGGGUCCAGGUUUGGUUUCAAAAUCGAAGGGCCAAGUGGAGAAAAAGAGAACGUUAUGGCCAAAUCCAGCAAGCUAAAAGCCACUUUGCUGCCACCUAUGACAUAUCAGUUUUGCCAAGGACUGACAGCUAUCCACAGAUUCAGAACAAUCUGUGGGCAGGAAAUGCAAGUGGUGGUUCUGUGGUCACUUCAUGCAUGUUGCCACGUGACACUUCCUCCUGUAUGACACCUUACUCUCACUCGCCUCGGACAGAUUCCAGUUACACAGGGUUUUCAAACCACCAGAACCAGUUCAGCCAUGUGCCCCUCAACAAUUUUUUCACUGACUCUCUUCUUACCGGGGCUACCAAUGGACAUGCAUUUGAAACAAAGCCAGAGUUUGAAAGGAGGUCCUCCAGUAUCGCAGUUCUUCGAAUGAAAGCCAAGGAGCACACUGCCAAUAUUUCAUGGGCCAUGUAACAUACAGUACUCUUUUCUUUUUCUCUUAAUGGCAAAGUAAAACAUUCUUAUUUCUCAUAUUUAAAGGAUACCACAAUAAGCUGCUGUGUGUGGAAUUGCUAAAGGUCAAGAUAUACAGUGAGACCAGCUUAAAUGAAUAGUUGUUAUUAUUUAACAUUAAAAUCUAAGAAUGAACCUCUGAAAAGACUAAAUAGGUUUACCAUGCACCCGUCUCCACAAACUCUGUUUUAGUAGUAAGAUUUUUUUUCUAUUGUACGAGUCAAUGAAAUAUGAUCAUGCAGCUUCUGAAAAGAAUAAAUGUAUUAAACAAA